Rubroshorea leprosula is the source of this 1021-nucleotide messenger RNA. The record is from the annotation of a GenBank genome assembly. Lineage: Eukaryota; Viridiplantae; Streptophyta; Magnoliopsida; Malvales; Dipterocarpaceae.
GAUUUACUCGCCAUUAUUUGACAUAUAUUAAUUUUCUCUUCUUUAAAUCCUUCUCAUGCAUCCUCUGAGACUCCACUACUCAAGCCUUCUCUUCUCUAGUUAGUGUACCUCCUUUCUCUCAUCAGUUUAUAACGAUCUUCCUAUUCCUUCUGGAAAGGGAACGUUUCAGCAAAAAUGGAUGGCGGGGGAUGCAAUGUGAAAGUGGUGGAGCAGAACUCCAAGCCAAGAGUAAGAUUCUCUGAUGUUGGCUUAAGGAUACUGGGGCUGGCACUGACAAUGGUAGCUGCCAUUGUAGCCGGUGUAGAUAAGGAGACUGCAGUUGUGUCUUUCACUAUUACAAAAAACUUACCUACCGUUCAUGUUCCAGUCACUGCUAAGUGGCAAUACCUGUCUUCUACUGUGUACUUUCUUGUCGUGAAUAUCAUAGCUUGCUCAUAUGCAACAGCAUCUCUGAUAUUCUCCGUGGCAGCCCACCGGAACUUCAGGGAGCAUACGUCCUCAUUGGUUUUGGUCAUGCUCGACCUUGUAAUGACGGCCUUGCUCUUCUCUGCCGAGGGGGCUGCGAUGGGGGUUGGACUCAUAAGCAGGAACGGGAACUCUCAUGUGCAAUGGCACAAGGUGUGCAACAUGUUUAAGGGCUUCUGUCGUCAGAUGAUGGUUGCCAUGAUCAUGUCCCUGUUGGGUUCUUUUGUCUUUCUCUGGCUGGUGGCCUUGUCCAUUCUGAACCUCCACAAAAAAUCAAAAUAGAGACACAAGGAAAAAGGGCCAAUGGAAAGAGUUGUUGGGGGUAUUAAUAAAUGUUAAUUAAUAUGAUCACUAAAUGCUCUGAGAAAAGCAGUAACUUUGAGACCAAGCCAGCUGUAUAUAUAAUGUACGGACUAUUGUUACUGUAAGAUUUAGUUUGUGGUUGCAGAAUUAUGUGAUCUGGUGUUUCCUGUCCAAAGAUAAUUCAACAAGGGUCGUGAUUUUUCAAUUUGAACUAGUAAAAUGAUGUUAAUUUAAAUAAUUAUAAUUUUAAAUG